AUGAUUCUAAACCUUUCUACUCCUUCACUUCAUCUCUCUUCUUUCAAACUCUAUCAAACUUGUUCCAAUCGCAUUUUCACCACUUCCACGCUUCACAAACCAUCCAAAUUCCCCAACCUCAAAGCUUCCGUUAGCCAAAACGAAACCUCCAACUCCAACAACCUAUUGGAUCAACAGCUUCUUCAUCGAAUCGCAGCCACCGCCAAAGACGCCGACGAUGCAUUGCACUUAAUCUCCGAUUACUGUUCCACUAACUCCGGCGUCGUCUCUACCUCGGAUUGUUGCUCUAUUAUUUCCGCCUCCCUUGAUAGGAAUAAUCAUCAACUUGCUUUGUCCGUUUUCUACUCCAUGCGCUCCACUUUUCAUCAAGUUGAUGAGAAUGGUCCUUUAGUUGAGAGAUGGAAGUGGUCGAGGCCAAAUGCACGUGUUUAUACAAUGUUGAUUCAGGGUUUGGCUGCAUCUUUGAGGGUUUCAGAUGCUCUUAGUGUGGUUAAGUAUAUAUGUGAGGUGGGCGUGUCUCCUUCUGAAGAGGUCCCCUUUGGAAAGAUAGUGAGGUGUCCUAGUUGUCGGAUAGCUGUUGCAGUUGCACAGCCACAGCAAGGUAUUCAGAUAGUAUCUUGUGCAAAGUGUCGCUACCAAUAUGAACUUGUUUCAGGAAACAUAGUCAGUAUUCAAUCAGAAGAAAUCGGCAUGGACAUUACAGCAUGGGAAAAGGGGUUAAGAUUCCUGAAACUGAUGAAGCAGAGCAUUCCUUCUGCUGUUCAUUCUAUUGUGGUGGAGACCCCUUCAGGUAUGGCUCGUACCCACAGAUUUGCAACUGAGACAGUUGAUCUACCGGCACAAGAAGGCGAAAGGGUUACUGUUGCUGUGGCAGCUCCAUCAAAUGUAUAUAGAAAUCUAGGCCCGUUUAAAUUAAGUUCAAGGGCACCGAAUUUCUACCCUGGUGAGGCUAUGUGCAUAACAAACCACAAAGAUGGACGGGAAUCACGUCUUAUACGAGCCCCUAGAAAAGAUGAAAAUUCAUCAUUACUUAAACCCUCCAUCCUCUUUCCACUUCUUGCUUUGUUCGCCACCGGAGAUGCUGCCUCUGGAUUUAUUGACCCCAGUCUGCCUCAAUUCCUAUCAGUUGUUGCAGUUUCAUCUCUUGCUGUCGGCUCUGCUUUGAAUUCCUUUGUUAUCCCCCAGCUUAAUCAGCUUCCGCAAAGAUCAGUGGAAGUAGUUGCUAUCAAACAACGUCUUUUAUCUCAAUAUGACGUGAUUCAGUCUCGCAUCAAUGGCCUAAAAGAAGCUGCUGAAAAAGAGGUUUGGAUGUUAGCCCGGAUGUGCCAACUUGAAAAUAAAAUUUCUGCUGUUGGAGAACCUUCAUAUCGGACUCGAAUAAGUAAAGUCAAAAGGAUCCGAGAGAGCUUGCAGAACUCCCUCUGGGGACGAAUUGAAUUGAUUGCUAGCUUUGCUAAGAUUUCCUCAAUGAUUGAAAUUGAAGUGGAGAUGGAAACUGAUGUUCUUGCUGCUGAAACUUCUAGUGAUGUGGAUGGUUUCACAGAACAGAUAGAGCAAAUCAUGGAGCUUGAAAAUUUAGAAGAGAGAUGGAAAAUGCAAGCAGAAGCAAAUGACGAGGCCGAAAGACUUCUUAGCUCCCAGCCCCUGCCCUUGGAUGAAGUUUAA
Messenger RNA from Vicia faba (fava bean), 1665 nucleotides. The record is from the annotation of a GenBank genome assembly. Lineage: Eukaryota; Viridiplantae; Streptophyta; Magnoliopsida; Fabales; Fabaceae.